CUGGCAACUGCCCGGCUCCCAGCUCCAGCUGUUUGACAGAGCUGCCCUUCUGCCCAGCGCAGAUGCCCCAGUGACCCAGAGUCCUUACGAUCUCACCCCCGACUUUCACCUCCCAAGUACAGGUUGCUCGCGGUUGGCGGUUUGGUUCAUUGUUUUGCUGCAAUUCUAACAAUUCACCGCUUUAGCUAAACGUGGAACACUGGACAAUUAUUUUUUGGAGGGUAAAAGAGAUCAAAUCUAAAAAUUUCGAGCCACUGCAUUCCAGCCUGGGCGACAGAGUGAGACCCUACCACAAAAUAAAUAAAUAAAUAAUAUGUAAUGUUACUGUUUUUAUGACUAGAAAAGAAAUGAGGAAAAAGAUGACAAUUCUGAUUUGGUCGUUUUCCUCACACCUUGCCCUUCCUUUGCCUUACUCAGGAUAAUGUGGCUUUCUCCAUACACCUCCCAAGGUCCGUUUGCUUAAAACUCACAACUUUUUUUUAAACUUCUAAAUAAGUUUCAACAACCUGUCCGGUUUCUCAAAAUGUCUAAUUUGGAAAGAGGAAAGGCCAUUUAGUGAAGGCUGAGCCAGUAACUCAGAACAAAACCUAAUAAUCCUGGCUGUCUGUUUUAUCCCAUUGAAACAGAUAUAAAAAGUGGGGCCAAACUCUCCUAUAUUGUGCCUCUCUCUUCCAUUCUCUCAAGUGUUUCUCAGAUGUGCAACAAGAGUGAAGAAAACUAAAUGAGCAUGCAAAUGUUUGACUAUUAGUAAAGAGCUCACCAGUACAGACACAGGGAGCUGGUUGGUCAGCUUGAAAAUUCUCUCAGACCAAGAGAAGCCAAAGAAGUUUCUGCACCCACUGAGAACCUGCUUCUGCCAGACGAGGAGAAACAAGUUCUGGGUGUGGCUUCCUGUGAUGCUCCAUCAGGGAAGCCUCCAUCUGCAGCUUCUUCACAAAAUAGUUGAUGGCAUUUGUGGUCGAGCUUAUCCUGUGUACCAAGAUUAUCAUACUGUUUGGGAAUCAGAAGAAUGGAUGCACGUUUUAGAAGAUAUUGCCAAAUUUUUCAAAGCCGUAGUUGGUAAAAACUUACCUGAUGAAGAGAUAUUUCAGCAGUUGAAUCAGUUGAAUUCACUUCAUCAAGAAACUAUCAUGAAAUGCGUGAAAAGUAGGAAAGAUGAAAUCAAACAGGCUCUGUCAAGGGAAAUAGUUGCUAUUUCCUCUGCACAGCUACAGGAUUUUGACUGGCAGGUAAAGCUUGCACUUUCCAGUGACAAGAUUGCUGCAUUACGAAUGCCACUUUUAAGCCUGCAUCUAGAUGUAAAAGAAAAUGGUGAAGUAAAACCAUAUUCUAUUGAAAUGAGUAGAGAGGAGCUGCAGAAUCUAAUACAUUCCUUAGAAGCAGCGAAUAAGGUGGUCCUGCAGUUGAAAUAACUGGAAAUGAUGAAUACCAGUCCUAUCAGAUUUUAUUGCUCCAACUUAUGUGGCAGAGUGAAUACUGUGUGUUCAGAAACGCUGUGAUGUCUUGACUGUUGCACCAGGCUGAGAAAGCAGCAAUGUUGAUAUUAUAAAGAUAAAAAUUUAUUUUAUCAACAUUCCUUAACGGGAAAUUACAUGGUUGAGAGAAAAUGCAUAAAAUGAAAGAUGAAAAGUCUAUAGUAGCAGUUUAUAUUUUCAUGAUUGUUUUGCCUCAUUUAUUAAAUAUUUGAGAAAUCUUUGGAGAUACACAGUUUUAUUGAAAGCUAAAAAUAGGUUCUAAAGUAAUGUAAAAAUAUAAAGCACAAAUAUACUUGAAUAUUGCUUAAAGAAUUAUGUGAAUAGCAACAUAUAUUAUGGAUGAUAUAUACUUUGUGAUAUUUUUAAAAAAUAACUUUUUCAAAGAAUGUAUAAGCUGCAUAUAUAACUCAGGAGAUUCCAUGUCUUUCUCAUAUUUCAGAGGAAAGAUUAUAAAAUAUAAAAUUUCUUAGAGAACACCUCUUUGUUGGAGAUAAACAAGAACAAAUACUCUAAACUUAUGUGAACAAUUUUGAGUUUAUGAAUUCUAGAAACUAAAAUCAAGAAUACAGAAAAAUAAAAAUAACAUUUUACUUCUGCACUUCUAUGUUUGGGAAACAUUGCUCUGAUAAAAAAUAGUUGUCAUUGUGCAGUAUGUAUAUUCAAAUAUGAGAUAAGACUAUGUACAGGUCCACUUUUGUUAAUAAACUCAAUGUUGAAUA
Molecule: messenger RNA, 2194 nt
Organism: Symphalangus syndactylus (siamang)
Lineage: Eukaryota; Metazoa; Chordata; Mammalia; Primates; Hylobatidae
Gene: COMMD8
Product: COMM domain containing 8
Source: RefSeq, a predicted model, not a curated record